Medioppia subpectinata is the source of this 934-nucleotide messenger RNA. The record is from the annotation of a GenBank genome assembly. NCBI's taxonomy places the organism in Eukaryota, Metazoa, Arthropoda, Arachnida, Sarcoptiformes, Oppiidae.
CAACAGCUGUUGAACGCCUUGUUUUUCAUACACUCGCAGAAGAUAUUGCAUCGAGACAUGAAAGCGGCCAACAUUUUGAUCACCAAAAACGGGGUCUUAAAACUGGCCGACUUUGGACUCGCCCGAGCCAUCAGCUCGUCCAACAAACCGCAGGCCAACCGCUACACCAAUCGUGUGGUCACUCUCUGGUAUCGGCCGCCGGAGCUGCUGCUCGGCGAACGUAAUUACGGCUCACCCGUUGACCUGUGGGGCGCCGGCUGUAUAAUGGCUGAGAUGUGGACGCGCAGCCCUAUCAUGCAGGGGGCGACCGAACAAAUGCAACUCAACCUAAUCAGCCAACUGUGCGGUUCAAUCACACCCGAUGUCUGGCCGGGUGUCGAACGGCUGGAUCUGUACAACAAAAUGGAUUUGGCGAAGAACCAGAAGAGGAAGGUUAAGGAGCGGCUCAAGGCGUACGUCAAGUGUCAGUACGCGCUCGACCUGUUGGACAAACUCCUAAUACUAGACCCAACGAAACGGCUCGACUCGGACUCAGCGCUGAAUCACGACUUCUUCUGGUCAGACCCGAUGCCUCUGGACUUGUCUAAAAUGCUAUCACAACACACGCAGAGUAUGUUCGAGUACUUGACGCCCGCCCGCAGGCGAGUGGUCGGUCCGCCGCAGCCGCAGCUCUCCGUUGGCGGUCCCGGAGGGCAUGGGGUUGUCCCGCACGGCGCGCACCCCCAACAGCACCCCCGCAGUGCGGCCGACGCCCAGUACGUCGAUCGCGUGUUUUAGAGCACCGGGUGUUUGCCGUCUGUGGGCCUAUGUUUAGGAUUAUUGUAGUUAUUAUUUGAUUGUAUUUAUGAUUUAAAAUUACUGUUUAAUCAUUUAAUUUAAUUAUAAAUUCUGUGUUUAAUUAUAAAUAUAAUUUCAAUACUUGGCUGUCAUUCGC